AUGUCUCAGAAACCAGAGGUGGCUGAGAGUGCCGCCGACAUUGGCACCAAGCCCGACGUCGAAACCACCGAGUCGAUCCACAAGGCCGGCGGUGCCAAAGGCGGAAAAGGAAGAGAUAAAGCUGCUGAGCUACUCGCAUCAAGCGAACGUAUCGUCGUCACGUCAGAAGACAACAAGCGGGUGCUGAAGAAGAUUGAUCUCGUCAUCCUGCCCAUUCUCCUGAGCGUCUACUUCCUCCAAUCCCUCGACAAGACGACUCUAUCCUACGCCUCGGUUUUCGGUCUUAUCAAAGAUGCCAAACUCGACCCAAACUCGCAGCAGUACUCCUGGCUAGGAAGCAUCGUGUACAUUGCGCAGUUGGUAGCGCAGCCCCUCGUUGCAUUUCUGCUCGUCAAGCUGCGAAUGGGCAAGUUUAUUGGCGCCAUGGUCUUCACAUGGGGUUGUAUCCUUUGCUGUAUGGCGGGUGCAAAGAACUUUGCCGGACUCAUGGCGACGCGGUUUCUGCUGGGUGCUUUUGAGGCUGCAGUUGCUCCUGCUUUCAUUGCCGUCGUCCAAAUGUGGUACAAGCGCGGUGAACAAACGAACCGGAACGCGGCCUGGUACGCCAUGCUGGGUAUUGUCAACAUCCUUGGUAGCUUGCUAUGCUAUGGCCUUGGACACAUCAACUCGGACCUCCUGCACUCGUACCAAAUCAUCUUCCUUUUCUGCGGACUUCUUACUGUCGUUGUCUCGAUAUUUGUCUGGAUUUUCAUGCCCGACUCGCCCAUGGAAGCCAGUUUCCUGAAUGAACACGAAAAGCUCAUCGCGGUAGAGCGUCUGCGCAUGAACCAGAUGGGUGUCGCAUCGCGAGUCUGGAAGUGGGAUCAUGUACUCGAGGCGUUCCUAGACCCAAAAACAUGGCUCUGGUUCUCCAUGUUGACGGCCAUCAGCAUUCCCAGUGGCGGCAUCAGCGCAUUCGGUCCGUUAAUCAUCGAAGGAUUCGGGUUCGGCAAGUUCGAGACCAUCUUGUUCAACAUGCCGUUUGGCGUGGUGCAGAUCGUGGCAACAGUAGGCGGCGCAUGGCUAGCUACACGGCUGAAGAAGAAGUCGCCGGUGCUUAUCCUCUUGUGCAUUCCUCCAAUUGCCGGCAUCAUCAUCCUCAUGGUCGUUGGUCGCGGGGCGUCAAAUCGCGGAGUCUUGCUCUUUGGAUACUACUUGACAUCCUUCUAUCCUGGUAUCUCGCCACUUAUCUAUUCGUGGUCGGGUCAGAAUACCGGUGGAGACACCAAGCGCAAGGUCACUACCAGUAUCCUUUUCGUCGGAGCCAGUGCAGGUAACAUUAUCGGGCCCCAGCUGUUCAAGCCCUCCGAAAAGCCAUAUUACAAGCGUGGUCUCCGCGCAAACCUUGCUCUCUUCAUCACAAUCAUUGUGUUGAUCUUGAUCGCAGUGGUAUGGAUCAAACUGCUCAACCGCAAGCAUGCUGCGACGCGAGAGAGCAUGGGCAAGUCAGCCGUCGUCGUCGACACUAGUAUGGGCUCUGCCCGCGAAGGUAGCGCCGAGGAAGCCGAGAUCGAAGCAAGCGGCGUAGGCGACAAGGCCUUUGAUGACGUGACCGAUAUCAAGAACGAAGAUUUCAUCUACGUUUAUUAA
Exserohilum turcica Et28A is the source of this 1629-nucleotide messenger RNA. RefSeq lists its product as uncharacterized. The record is from RefSeq and is a predicted model, not a curated record. NCBI's taxonomy places the organism in Eukaryota, Fungi, Ascomycota, Dothideomycetes, Pleosporales, Pleosporaceae. The transcript is spliced from 2 exons. Gene Ontology annotation, cellular component: membrane. Bases 1 to 1629 code for a protein of 542 amino acids. Gene Ontology annotation, molecular function: transmembrane transporter activity. Gene Ontology annotation, biological process: transmembrane transport.